AUGUCGUGGCUCAGGAUACCACCAGAUUAUGCGCCAUAUCUGGAUUUGAGAGUGACUAUUCUCGUUGCUUUACCUCUUAUUGGCUUCUAUGCCCUCUAUAGGUGGCUUCUCCCCAGCCCCCUUCCCGGUAUCCCGUUCAACUCAGAGGCCGCUAAAUCGAUUUGGGGUGAUGUUUUGGAGCUUCGAGACGAUCCCUCGGGAUUGGCCAAAUGGUGUAGCAAACAACUUGAAAAACAUGGCUCACCAGUUUGCCAGGCAUUGAUGGGACCCUUGUCAAAACCAGUGGUUCUAGUUGCCGAUGUUGGGAACGCGCGUGAGGUGCUGAUGGGGCGAAGUGACUUUGACCGGUCUGCCUAUAUUAUCGAUCGAUUCCCGCUGUUUGGCGAUUUUCAUCUCAAUAUGAAGACUGGAGACCGCUGGAGGCAGUCUCGCGGCUGGCUCAAAGAUUUUCUCGCCCCACAGUAUCUGCACAAUGUUGCCGGUCCCGCUAUUCACUCGUCGACGCCGAAGUUAAUCAAAUUAUGGGACUCCAAGUCUCGCCUGGCCAACGGGCAGGUGUUCAGUAUAAUUUCCGACCUUAAGACUAUGGCUUUAGACGUUAUUGUGACCUUCAAUUUCGGAGCCGACUUCCAAGACUCCGCCCUUGAUAGACAAGUCAAUCAUAUCGACAACCUUGAUGGCACAAAGCUACCAUCCGGUCAGCACGGCGAGGUCACUUUCCCCAGUGCACCCUUGCACGAGCUUCAGCAGGGCCUCACCGAUGUCGGUGAUAGAAUGGCUGCUAUCUACACCACGAAAUUCCCUCCGUCGCUGGUAUUGUGGUGGGCACGGUAUAUGUCUCCCUGCUACAGGCCAUUCUUCGAGGCGAAGGAUAGGUUCAUCCGCAAGCACAUAGAUCUUGCUAUACGGCGCCACUACAGCGACCAGGACCCUACCACUGGCAUUUAUCAUAUGGUGCACCGAGAGGCAAAAGUAGCGCGAAAGGCCGAUCGUGAACCGCUAUUUGUCAAACAAAUAAUGAUCGAUGAGGCAUAUGGAAACCUCAUUGCGGGCCAGCAUACUACGAGCGCAGCCCUGGUGUGGAUUUUGAAACUUCUAGCCGACUAUCCCGACAUUCAAGUCAAGCUACGAGAGCACCUGUACACUAAAUUUGCUGGUUCUAUACAGGACAACCGGCUACCUACGGCGGCCGAAAUCAUAAACACAAAACUUCCGUACUUGGACGCGGUGCUCGAAGAAAUGCUGAGCCUUCGUGCAGCAAUGCUGGUUCCACGUGACGCUACAAAGCAUACACAGCUGCUAGGCUAUCAGGUUCCUAAAGACACAGUCGUUCUUCUCGUCUGUCAAGGACCUGACUACAAGCCGUCACCCCCGUCAAAGUACUGGAGCGAUGUGAAAGCGUCAAGGCUGUACCCCGGCAAGGGGAAUCCGGACUUGGAAAGCUUUGAUCCAGAGAGAUGGUUCGUGCGUGAUGAGAACGGAAAUAUCGAAUUUGAUGGUUCCAGUUAUCCUCAGUUGGCCUUUGGACUUGGGAUCCGAGCAUGCUGGGGACGUAGACUUGCCAUGUUGGAGUUGAGGAUCAUGACGACAUUGAUGGUGCUCAAGUUCGGGCUGAACGACGUUCCAAAAGAGCUGGCGGGCCAUGAGGCGAGUUAUGAUAUUUCAUAUCGGGCAAAGAAAGGUUAUCUGAGUUUGAAACGUCGUUCAGGCCUCACGUGA
Molecule: messenger RNA, 1719 nt
Organism: Penicillium chermesinum
Lineage: Eukaryota; Fungi; Ascomycota; Eurotiomycetes; Eurotiales; Aspergillaceae
Exons: 2
Coding region: 1-1719 (572 amino acids)
Molecular function (GO): iron ion binding; oxidoreductase activity, acting on paired donors, with incorporation or reduction of molecular oxygen; heme binding
Source: RefSeq, a predicted model, not a curated record